Molecule: messenger RNA, 1200 nt
Organism: Aureobasidium melanogenum CBS 110374
Lineage: Eukaryota; Fungi; Ascomycota; Dothideomycetes; Dothideales; Saccotheciaceae
Product: 3-carboxy-cis,cis-mucoante lactonizing enzyme
Exons: 2
Coding region: 1-1200 (399 amino acids)
Molecular function (GO): 6-phosphogluconolactonase activity; protein binding
Source: RefSeq, a predicted model, not a curated record
AUGUUUAUCCGCUCAUUGCAGCUUUGUGCUGCGGCCUCUUUGACUGCUGCCACGAAUCUCUUCGUCUCGGACUACUCUGGCGAUGUCUCUACCCUGUCUUUGACUGAGCACGGUGGUCACUACUCUCUGACCAAAGUUUCUGCCAAUACCGGCUGCGCCCCAAAUCCAUCUUGGCUCACUUUCGACACCAAUCACGCUACCCUGUACUGUCUUGACGAAGGCCUAGAAGUCACCAAUGGGUCACUCACAUCCUUCACCAUCGGCGACGAUGGCAGCCUGACCAAAGUCCACCGCGAAACCACGAUUAGCGGCCCUGUCAGUGGCGUCAUCUACGGCAACCCUGCUGAGAAGCGUUCAAUCGCAUUGGCACACUAUUCUGGCAGCGCACUCAGCACUUGGGAAUUGGACACAAACCGUACCGGUAAUUUUGCGUUUGAGCAAGACUUCCUCUUCAACUUGACCAAGCCUGGUCCUAAUGCCGAGAGACAAGAUGCACCUCACGAGCACGAAGCUGUUCUCGACCCUACCGGUCAAUUCAUCGUUGUCCCUGAUCUUGGAGCUGACCUCGUUCGCAUCUUCUCUAUCGACUCUGAGACUGACGAACUCACGGCUGAGAAACCUCUUGCUGUUCUUCCUGGCUCGGGACCCAGACAUGUUGCUUUCUACCAACCUUAUGGUGUUUCUGGCGCUAAAUCGACGAGUUUCAUGUUUUUGGUUUCUGAGUUAGGGAAUACGAUUACUUCUUUUGCGAUUUCGUAUCCUUCUGCUGGUGGUAUGAGCUUUAAGGAGGUUUACAAUACUACCUCCUAUGGCGACCUUGUUGUUCCUGAAGGCAAUGCUGCAGCUGAGAUUGCCAUCUCUCCCGACAACCGCUUCCUCAUCGUCUCAAACCGCAACAACACCUCCUUCGACAUUCCCAACCCAUCUCCCCACAACACCACCUCCAUCCCUUCAGACUCAUUGUCAACAUUUGCUCUGCAAAAAGAUGGCUCGCUCAAGCAUAUCCAGCUCUGGCCUGCGGGAGGAAUGUUCCCAAGACACUUUUCGCUCAACAAGUGGGGUGACUUGUUGGCUGUGGGUUUGCAGUAUGAUAAAAGUGUUGUUGUGUUUGAGAGAGAUGUUGCUUUGGGGACUGUGGGUAAACCUGUGGCCAGAUGGGUUGGUGGUGGAAAUGUCACUUGUGUCGUUUGGGAUGAGUAG